AUGUCCGGUUUGUGCAAGGAUAUGGAUUUCCAAAAAUGGGCGCUUGACGUGUACCUUCUCGACAAGUACGGCAUCGAGAUGCGGACCAACCCCACGCUGUCGAGAGCCUCGGACGCAUCCUUUCAACUCAACACCAAGCACCUCAUCACGCAACUUCGGGCAGAGGUAAACUUACACAAGGAGGAGGGUGGGAAAAAAGAAAUCAAGAUCAAGGGCCUCGAGCAGAAGGUCGAGUCAUUGGAGCGAGAGAAGGCCGCGAUGCAAGCGGAGUUGGAGGCGAAGGCAGAAGCACUCGCGCUACUGCAGAAAGCGUUCGACGCACUGAAGAUUACUGCCGCGACAACCGCAGCUGCGAAUGUAGGGGGGAGCGAGAGUGUGCCGCAGACGGCGACCGAAGAAACCACCCCGCCAUCACAGCAGCCCCCUCAAUCAACACCCACUCAACAGAGCAAGGGCAGCCAGCUCGACCAAACAUUCUUCGACGCAGUGGUGUGGCCGUGGUGCACUUGCGAGACCGUGCGGCAGGCGUGGUCGUACUGGGACGAGCCCAGCCCGCUGAACAACGGACACAGUCUUCGACACGCUUACAAGAGGGGUUUCGCCGUCAAGUUCAGCAAGUUCACUCCGACUCCUCCCACCGUUCCCCCCGGUGCGGUGGACCAGCCAAAAGAAAAGCCACCGACCCCAAAAGCUGUCGAGUGGAGAUUGCGGAAGAUGGAGGUUGUCAUGAGGGCCGUCGAGAUGUUCAGGGUCGAUGAUAGCAGGGCGGCUACGUCGACGAUCAUUGAUAAGCUUGACUCAAUAGUCACGAACCACUCGAUCAACAUGCUGGCUGAAGGGCUCGUUCUCAAAGAGGAUUCGGGGAAGCAGCUCACGAAGAAGCGCAAAAUCGAGACAGCAGAAGACAACCGAAAGGACAAAGAUCGCCUCAGGAUCACGCGGGAGCUCAUUCGCGUCGAGCUUCGAACCACGAAAUGGGUCGAGAACGUGUUCAAAGACAAAUGGAAAGAGUUCAUGAAAACAUGGGGCGAGAGCCCAAGUUCGACAGGCAAUCAUGACGAGGGGCGAAACUAG
Messenger RNA from Closterium sp. NIES-65, 1074 nucleotides. Lineage: Eukaryota; Viridiplantae; Streptophyta; Zygnematophyceae; Desmidiales; Closteriaceae. The record is from the annotation of a GenBank genome assembly.